Molecule: messenger RNA, 645 nt
Organism: Alternaria triticimaculans
Lineage: Eukaryota; Fungi; Ascomycota; Dothideomycetes; Pleosporales; Pleosporaceae
Exons: 2
Coding region: 1-645 (214 amino acids)
Source: RefSeq, a predicted model, not a curated record
AUGUCUGCGCUACAGUCAUGCCAGUUCAAAACAGACCAUGACCUCUUCAGAGCUCUGAAGCAGCGUUACGUACAGUCCAAAGAGCGAUGCCAGGGGCUAAUGUCCUUCAAGAAACCAACCGCCCUGCGUUUUGUGAAGGCAAGCUCUCCUUUGCGAUUUUCAAAGCGCCAUGUAGCCUUGGCUGAUAUCAUUUACCAGUUCCGCUUGUACCAUCAUCGACUGGUAGACAUUCAGGAGAUCAACGACAUACCACCCGCCGCUCAAAACUGCGAGUACGACUACUCUCCUAUGCCAGCUGAUAACGUCCCUCCAAUCGGUCCGAAUCUGUUGAUGCACUUCUUCCUGCAUCCGGAUGAGAGCCCCUCAUUCCCGGUUCUACUUCCAAGCAUACCAAAACGCAAGAAUAACAGACUCGAGCCCUGCCCAGUGCGCGGUAGUAAUAUCGGCUGGGGGCUUGACGUCGUUACCGGUGUUGACGAGCUAAAGCUCUUCGGCCUAGCCCUGCUUGGUACUUUGGCAAGCAUCAUCUUCGGGCUUGUUUGGUCAGUGAUGAAACACGACAUACAGGGCGCAUUCGCUGUCGCGGGUUUCUUUUUCGUAAUCUUCACGUUCACCAUCGCGAGUGUCAAAGCGCUGGACUUCUAG